AUGAAGCUCUUCAUGUGCUUCGGCGGCGCGGCGCCCGUGGCCGAUGACGAGGCAGCUGCGGAGGAGGAGGCGGCUGCUCGUCGCCGGGGCAAGCGUGCCGGCCGGAGGCCGUCGUCGUCGUCGUUCCGGUGGAAGUGCUUCUUUCCCGGGAAGCUGCAGGGCAAGAAGAAGAAGAGGCCGUCGUCGCCACCGCCGGCGGCCGAGGCCAAGAAGCGGGGGGUGGACAUGGACGACUCGGGCGGCGGCGGCGCGUUCACGGCGUCGUCCUCGUCCUCGUCGCGGCUGAGCUCCGCGUCGUCGUCCUUGUACUCGUACUACUCUUCCUCCCCCUCCACGCCCGCUCAUCGCUCCUCCGCCGUCUCGUGCUCGCCGACAGCCUCGGGGGCGCUAUCUCCGGCGCCACCGGCGAGGCGGCACGCGAAAGGCUCGUCGUCGUCGACGUCGCCGGCGGCAGGUGCGGCGGCCGUGGUGCUGUGCCUCCUCUUGAUGGUGUUCUGCGGCCGGGUCGGGGCCACGCUGCUCACGCCCACGGCGCUCUACCUCUUCCCGCUGCGGUGGCCGGCGAAAGCUCAUAGGGACAAAGAAGCCCUGGACUCGCUCCAGUGUCCAGUGCGACGCAGAGGAGGAGACGCCGGGCCCAAGAGGAAGGUGUCUGUGGGGUAG
Miscanthus lutarioriparius is the source of this 663-nucleotide messenger RNA. The record is from the annotation of a GenBank genome assembly. Lineage: Eukaryota; Viridiplantae; Streptophyta; Magnoliopsida; Poales; Poaceae.